This is a messenger RNA of Fibroporia radiculosa, 1245 nucleotides long. RefSeq lists its product as uncharacterized. Gene Ontology annotation, biological process: proteolysis. Gene Ontology annotation, molecular function: aspartic-type endopeptidase activity. Lineage: Eukaryota; Fungi; Basidiomycota; Agaricomycetes; Polyporales; Fibroporiaceae. The coding region runs from base 1 to 1245 and encodes 414 amino acids. The record is from RefSeq and is a predicted model, not a curated record. Gene Ontology annotation, cellular component: fungal-type vacuole. The transcript has 7 exons.
AUGUUGCUCAAGGUUGCACCCCUCCUGCUCCUCCCCUUCGUUGCUGCCGCAAAUGGCGUGCAUAAGCUGAAGCUUCAGAAGUUGCCCCAGUCCUUGGGCAAUCCCACCCUCGAGACGGCCUACCUUGCCGAGAAGUAUGGUGGUCAGGCUCAGAUGCCUCUCGUGGGUGCUGGGGGCCUCGGACGCAAUAUGGUACUCGCCCGCCCUGUGCACGAAGACGGAGAGGAUUUGCUCUGGACGCAGGAGGAGAUUCUCGUUAAUGGCGGCCACAAUGUGCCCUUGAGCAAUUUCAUGAACGCUCAGUACUUUGCCGAGAUCCAGCUAGGCACUCCUGCGCAGUCGUUCAAAGUCAUUCUCGACACCGGAUCGAGUAAUCUCUGGGUCCCUAGUUCCAAGUGCACUUCUAUUGCCUGCUUCCUUCACGCGAAAUACGAUUCCAGCUCCUCGACAACCUAUAAGGCCAAUGGCAGCGAAUUUUCCAUCCAAUACGGCUCGGGAUCCAUGGAGGGUUUCGUGUCGCAGGAUCUUCUCAAGAUUGGAGAUCUUAGCAUCAAACACCAGGACUUCGCCGAGGCCACCAAGGAACCCGGCCUUGCCUUUGCUUUUGGCAAAUUCGAUGGUAUCUUGGGUCUCGGCUAUGAUACAAUAUCCGUUAACCACAUGACCCCCCCAUUCUAUGAGAUGGUUGCCCAAAAGUUGAUCGACGAGCCCGUGUUUGCUUUCCGAUUGGGUUCAUCGGAGGAAGAUGGUGGUGAGGCUGUCUUCGGUGGCAUCGACAGAACUGCCUACACCGGUUCGAUCGACUACGUGCCUGUUCGCCGCAAGGCGUACUGGGAGGUAGAACUUCAGAAAGUUGCUCUCGGUGAUGAUGAACUUGACCUCGAGCAUACUGGCGCUGCUAUUGAUACUGGCACAUCGUUGAUUGCUCUCCCGACCGACAUUGCCGAGAUGAUCAACACUCAAAUCGGUGCUCAGAAACAAUGGAACGGCCAAUACACCGUCGAUUGUUCGAAGGUUCCUAGCCUUCCGGAGCUCGUCCUGACAUUCAAUGGCAAGCCCUAUCCAUUGAAGGGGACUGACUACGUGCUAGAGGUUCAAGGUACUUGUAUGUCUGCAUUUACACCCAUGGAUAUCCAGAUGCCAGGAGGCGAUUCACUCUGGAUCAUUGGCGAUGUUUUCCUUCGUCGUUACUAUACGGUCUACGACCUGGGCAGGAAUGCUGUUGGUUUCGCAGAGGCCGCUUAA